This is a messenger RNA of Oryzias latipes (Japanese medaka), 476 nucleotides long. RefSeq names its product ribosomal protein L36A (gene rpl36a). Gene Ontology annotation, cellular component: ribosome. Gene Ontology annotation, molecular function: structural constituent of ribosome. Lineage: Eukaryota; Metazoa; Chordata; Actinopteri; Beloniformes; Adrianichthyidae. The record is from RefSeq and is a predicted model, not a curated record. Gene Ontology annotation, biological process: translation.
GCGCUACCGCUAGGGGGCGGACUGUGCUCGCUGCUCGUGUGUACUUCAGGAACUGCUUCCGGCUCCGGCCUUCCUCUUUUCCUCAUCGCCGGGACGCAACCAUGGUGAACGUCCCGAAGACCCGCAGGACCUUUUGCAAGAAGUGCAAGAAGCACCAGCCCCACAAAGUCACCCAGUACAAGAAGGGAAAGGACUCCCUCUAUGCACAGGGUAAGAGAAGGUAUGACAGAAAGCAGAGCGGGUACGGUGGUCAAACAAAGCCAAUUUUCCGCAAAAAGGCUAAGACUACAAAGAAGAUUGUGCUGAGGCUGGAGUGUGUGGAGCCCAACUGCAGAUCCAAGAGAAUGCUGGCCAUCAAGAGAUGCAAGCACUUUGAGUUGGGUGGUGACAAGAAGAGAAAGGGCCAGGUCAUCCAGUUCUAAACCUGUCUCAUGGACGGAUUUGUCACUAUUUUCAAUAAAUGUGUCAAAACAGAA